GCCCGGAUCAGUUCCUCUGCGCGACGGUCGAGUUUGACCUCCCUACUCAAACACCCUUGUAACAGGCCUUUCCAGCCGGCAAUUCGGAUCACUAGACAUGAUCAGAGAUACUCACAGGGUAUUUUCUCCAUGUAUAAGCCGGACAAGCGUCUCCCUGGUACGGUUCCCCUCUACCCUCCCCUUCCCCUUCUUUACCUUGCCGCCAUUUUGCCGACAGCCCAGGGCCGGUGAUGCAACAGGUCUCCGAUCACUGCCGUUCACGUUCAGGCUCCCUCGACUCACCAAGUGCCGACAAUGUCGACGACUAUUUGUUACCACAAGCGACACGACCAGGCUUUGAAAAGAGGCCCCCGUACACGAGACGGCGACAUCUCCGCUUCGCAUUACUGGCACUUCUGCUCCUCGUCUCUGUAGUCCUUGUAUGGAUCUGGUUGUUUCUCAAGGGUCGCGUCGGCAUAGCCGAGCCCAUUCUGCGUGUACUAGCAAAGGAGUCUGGGCUUCCGCCGUUGUACUCCGAGUACCAUCAGCUAGAGCUCAGCCUACCUCAGCACAACGUCGACGCGCAGUCAUCCGAUGGGCAAGGGGUGAAGUAUCUGUGGGUCGCAAACCAUAUACGAGGCAAUGGCUGGGGCAAUGCGAUGCAAGACCUACUCCUUAAUGCCUAUCUGGCUUACCGGGCUAAUCGGUCCUUCGUCUUCAAUAAUUACACAUGGGAAGAGGGUGUUUCAGACUACUCGCUCUACAACUUUAGACCUAUCCCUUCACGGAUACCUUUGACUGCAUUGAUCCAAGGGCCUAUCGUCGGUGCUCCUUUCGCGGCACAUCCCGAGAGCCCGCGAGCUGUCAUGAAGGAGUUUUGGGACAAAGUCUGUCCCAACCCAACGGUCAUCCGAAACGACGACGUCCUCGCUAUGAUGGACAACGAUAAGGAAUCCACAGCUUCCUCAACGCUCCAGAAAUGGCUCGAGGUACUGGGUGCGAUUGAAGACCCGUGUGUGGAGGUCGCACAAGAUCCGCGGCAGAUCUUCGACAUAUGGAUUCUUCAGGAUGCGAACCGUCUGCUGGACGAAUGGCCCGCGUUCUCACAGUCGCCCGUUAUGACUGAAUUUGGGUGGUCGCCUCUGGUGGAGCUGGCGUUCGAUAUGAACCGCGAGAUGAUCGCGCCGACGACCGUUCUGCAACCGUACCUAUCCUCGACCUCGCCUAGCGUCAUGAAGAGCUCCGAGAGAUACGCCAACUUGCCGGGGCUUCUGGCCGUGCAUAUCAGGCGCGGAGAUUUCGUGCGGCACUGCAGACGGCUCACCGAGUGGCAGGCCAAGUUCAUUGGCUAUAAUGCCUUCCCAACGUUUCCCGACAAGUUAUCUGUACCUGGAGACACGCCGCCAACGACACGGGCGGAGAUGUAUCGACUGCAUUGCUUCCCCGAAAUCCAAGAGAUCGUGCAGAAGAUUGAGGAAGUGAGGCGUUCCGAUGCUGGCCGGGGGAUCGAGAACAUCUACAUCAUGACGAACGGUCCGACGCCCUGGAUAGCCGAUCUUAAGCAAGCACUACUGGACUCGUUCGAGUGGAAGAGGAUCACCAGCGGUAGGGACAUCCUAGUGAAUCAUGAGCAGGAAUACGUGAAGCAAGCGGUCGACAUGCUCAUUGGGCAGAGAGCACAGGUCUUUAUUGGCAAUGGGGUGCGU
Molecule: messenger RNA, 1685 nt
Organism: Rhodofomes roseus
Lineage: Eukaryota; Fungi; Basidiomycota; Agaricomycetes; Polyporales; Fomitopsidaceae
Exons: 5
Source: RefSeq, a predicted model, not a curated record